AUGAUUCUCAGGGUAUUAUGCGUGCUCGCUUUAGGAGGCCUUGUAGCGUCGAAGCACGCCUCUUCAUCGCAGCAUAUUUACCGACACGACGGUCAUCAUCAGGCAGUUUAUAUAUAUGAACAAAAAGAAGAACACAAACGAGAGGAGCAAAAUCAUCAGCAUGUAGAAUUGAAAACCAAUGACCAUGAUGGUCACGCUCAACCAACACAUAUUUACAAAUAUGAAAAUCUUCUUAAGGGUAAGGAGCACCAUCAUAAAAAAGAGGCACAUCACCAUAAAGAAACCAAACAUCAUCUCGUUAAAAAGGAACCUGCUCAAUCUUCACAAAACAUUCAUCAACAUAAUGGUCCUGCUCAACCCAUCUACAUACACAAGCAUGUACAACAGAAAGAAGAGCAACACAUAAAUCCCGAACAACCAAAACACCAUGAAGAAUCGAAACAUCAUCACACAGAAUUAAAACAUCAUCACGAUGAACCAAAACAUCAUUCUGCAAAAAAGGAACCCGCUCAAUCUUCACAAUACAUUCAUCGACAUGAUGGUCCCGCACACCCCGUCUACAUAUACAAGCAUGAACAAAAUAAGGAAGAACAACAGAUGCAUCAUGAAAAACCAGAACAUCACGAAGAAUCAAAACAUAACCACAAAGAACUUAAACACCAUCACGAUGAAUCUAAAUAUGUUCCUGAAAAAAAAGAACCUGCUCAAUCUUCACAAUACAUUCAUCGACAUGACGGUCCUGCUCAGCCUGUCUACAUACACAAGCAUCAACAACAUAAGGAAGAACAACAGAUGCAUCAUGAAAAACCAGAACAUCACAAAGAAGUUAAACACCAUCACGAUGAAUCUAAAUAUGUUCCUGAAAAAAAAGAACCUGCUCAAUCUUCACAAUACAUUCAUCGACAUGACGGUCCUGCUCACCCUGUCUACAAACACAAGCAUGAACAACAGAAAGAAGACCAACACACAAAUCCCGAACAACCAAACCACCACGAAGAAUCAAAACAUCAUCACACAGAAUCAAAACAUCAUCACGAUGAACCAAAACAUCAUUCUGCAAAAAAGGAACCCGCUCAAUCUUCACAAUACAUUCAUCGACAUGAUGGUCCCGAACACCCCGUCUACAUAUACAAGCAUGAACAACAUAAGGAAGAACAACAGAUGCAUCAUGAAAAACCAGAACAUCACGAAGAAUCAAAACAUAACCACAAAGAAGUUAAAUACCAUCACGAUGAAUCUAAAUAUGUUCCUGAAAAAAAAGAACCUGCUCAAUCUUCACAAUACAUUCAUCGACAUGACGGUCCUGCUCAGCCUGUCUACAUACACAAGCAUCAACAACAUAAGGAAGAACAACAGAUGCAUCAUGAAAAACCAGAACAUCACAAAGAAGUUAAACACCAUCACGAUGAAUCUAAAUAUGUUCCUGAAAAAAAAAGAACCUGCUCAAUCUUCACAAUACAUUCAUCGACAUGA
Molecule: messenger RNA, 1473 nt
Organism: Arctia plantaginis
Lineage: Eukaryota; Metazoa; Arthropoda; Insecta; Lepidoptera; Erebidae
Source: the annotation of a GenBank genome assembly